Molecule: messenger RNA, 2625 nt
Organism: Hydra vulgaris (swiftwater hydra)
Lineage: Eukaryota; Metazoa; Cnidaria; Hydrozoa; Anthoathecata; Hydridae
Source: RefSeq, a predicted model, not a curated record
UUUAUUUUUUUAUUUUUUUACAGGUGUGAUGUCUAAGCGAAAAAGUGAACAUGAAAAGUUACGUGAGAAAAACAUAAAGCUUCUGCGAGAAGAUGCUAAAACAACUAAAAAUCUACUAUCCAUGUUUUUUAAACUAAAUUCAAAUACCCUGCAACACCAUGCUGAUUGCUGAGCCUGUUGAUGAGGUUCAAUCUCAUGUUGCUAAAGAGACCCAAACAAACCUUGAUGAUGAAGAUGGCGUUCAUACUGACACUAAUGAAAUGACUCGACCAAUCCUCAUUCUAAACAUCACAGCUUCUUCAAGCAUGGUUGAACCUUCUGGUGAUAACGAAAAAACUACUACCCGAGUGAAUGAUUGAGUUAAUAAGCCUCACCUGAAUGAACUGACAACUUUCUAUAAAUAUCACCCACAUCAGCCUAAAACACGUCAUAAUAAUAAACAGGAUAAGAGGAAUAGAGCUAACAGAAAUACUUUCAUUUCCAAAUCCACUGUAAACAAAAUUAUAUUAGGAAUCUCUAAAUUAAUGAAAAGUGCCAUUGCUGAAGAAGUACAACAAGCAGGAAUAUUCUCAGUGCAACUUGACACAACUCAAGAUGUAACAAAAGCGGAUAAAUGUGCGAUAGUCCUGCGAUACGUUACCGACAAAGUUGAGGAGCGACUUAUUGGUGUUAUCGAUUUACAUUCUGGAAAAGGCAGUGGUCUGUGCAAAUUGAUGUCAAAUGUUUUGGAACAAAAUGGCAUUGAUAUUACUAAAUAUGUGUCAGAUAGUACUGAUGGCGCGUCUAAUAUGGCCGGGGUAUACAAUGGAUUUACUACAUUUUAAGAAAAAGCGUCUCCUGGACACAUUCACACAUGGUGUUAUGCGCAUGUUUUAAAUCUGGUCGUAUGUGACGCCACCAGCAGUAAUGAAGCUUCAAUGAAACUUUUUGGUAUACUUCAAAAGGAUGCUAUGUUUUUUCGUGAGUCCUACUUGAGAAUGUACCUUUGGACUGAUCACAUGAAAGAAAAAAAAGGCCAAAACAUUCACAAACGACUAAGUGUUAUCGGUACUACUCGGGGGUCCAAACACGAUGCCCUUCAAAAGUUUUUUGGUACGUUUCGUGACGGUGAAGGAGCAUUAUACACAGACGUUGUUCAGGUACUGGAAAUAGCAGUCUCUUCCACUAAAUUAAGUGUUGAGACACGCUAUGAUGCGAAGUGUCUAUUAACGUCCUUAUUGAAAUAUAAGACUGUACUGACGGGAUUUGAAUAUCUAAGAAUAAUGGAAGCAACCUCACCACUGUCCAAAUACCUACAGACGUCUGGAUUGAAUUUCAUAAAGGCGUUUGAGAUGGUUUAAGUAACAGUUUCAGAAAUUCAGACUCAAUCACGCAAUUUUGAUCAAGUUAAGGUGGCUGCAGACCAUUUCAUUAAUGUGUCCGCAACCAUUCUUGACGAGAAAGAAUGUGAUUGUGUUAUACAGACAGAUUUGCCAAUGGUACGCAAAAGAAUAAGAAAAGUAAUGCCAGGAGAAUUAGCAAAUGAUGAUCCACUUACAGAUCCUUUAAAAAAGUUUGAAGUAGAGGUCCACAAUGGUAUUCUAGACACAGUGUUAAGAAGUCUGUCAACUCGGUUUGCAUCACACGGUGAACUGUACUCUGAUAUGAGUUGUUUUGAACCCAACGGAUUUUCUGAGUUAAUGGAACGUAAUAUUCCAAAAAGAGCCCUACAGAAAAUCUGCUGUCAUAUUUCGGCAACAGGCGAAGAAGCGCAGCUGUUGCUUGAGCUGUUGGACUUUGCAAAAAAGUGGCCAGUUUUAAAAAAAACAUUGGAUGAGAGUUACAAUUGUUCUGAUCAAAUCACGAUUGAUGAGGAUGAGGUUGAGAAUGAAGAUGACGCCACCAACCAUAAAUACGGCCCUCUAAAGAAGUGUCGCUCUUGCAUUUACUGUUGCUACCAUGUGCUUUGAAAUUAUAAUCUUUACGGCAAGAGCUACUACAUGCUGCACAGGGCUUACAAACUCAUUCUCACAAUUUCAAUUACCCAAGUGGCUUGUGAGAGGAGUUUCAGGAAGUUGAAAUGUGUCAAAACAAGAUUGCGAAGUCAGUUGACAGAAAAUCACUUGGACUCACUGAUGAUGUGCAUUGAAAAGGACAUGUUGAGCAACAUAACCAACGAUGAAAUUAUUGAUGAACUUCCUAAAUCGAGUGGUGAAUUAAAAAAGUUUCUGUUUUUAUGAUUUUUAAUUUUUGUGAUUUAAAUAUGAAUUUAUAAAACAAAUAUAACACAUGUACUUAAAUGACAUCUUUAUUGAUUCUAAACAAGUGUAUACAAGUCCUUAUUGUUCAAUAGUGUGACAAAAGUAUUUAAAAGUGAGGGGUUACAAGCGAAUACGAUUAAAAAAAAAAGUCACUUGGUGGGCCUUUUUCAUGAUAGCAUUUCCCGGGCCUUUUCAAAAGCCUAAUCCGCCCCUGCCUCCUCAUCUUUUGAGUAUUUUUCUUUCACAAAAAAUCAUGUUGUAGUUAUUUGAAAACUUGAGUUUUCUUGAGAAAAAAUGUCAGUACACCACGUAUAAAAUCAGUUUUAAUUGGCAAUUCAUCCAGUGAGAGUAGCCCAGCUAGCGACAGUACUUCGAUUCGAUUCUU